AUGGAUGGAUCAUCAUCAUCAUUGAGACAUAUAUUGUUAGGAACUAUACAGGGACACAUCUGGGUUGGAGUUGCCAUCGCAACCUUGUUGGCUUUACAUGGUCUGCGCAAGAAGUCGUUGAACAUGUCAGGUGCGAUCGCUGCUUGGUUCACAGGCUUGAUCACAUUCACAGCAGGUCACACCUUUGCCGCGAUCCUCAUCGCCUUCUACCUAUCAUCGUCUUAUCUGACCAAAUACAAAGCGUCCAUCAAGAAGAAGCUUGAGGAAGAUCACAAAGUUGGUGGCCAGAGGAACUAUAUACAGGUGUUCUCAAACAGUCUGGUGGGCACUGUACUGGCACUGGCGCAUAUGUUGGUGAGCAACAGUCGAUGGAACACAUAUAUUGACUCGAGAUACCCUUUGGACGUGUUCUUGUUAUGUGCAUUUGUAGGACAGUAUGCAUGCUGCAAUGGUGACACAUGGGCUUCAGAAUUGGGCAUACUUAAUAAGACACAGCCGAUCUUGAUCACAAAGCUUAGACGUGUGCCACCUGGUACUAACGGCGCAAUCAGUCCCCUUGGCACAUUCGCAUCACUCAUGGGUGGUCUCUUCAUUGGAGUAUGCUACUACGUACUCUCCAUCCUAUUCGCACCAGCCAACGUCACCGCUCACCAACCCCAAUAUCCAAUCAUACUCUUGGCGUCAUUCUCUGGCAUAUGUGGAUCGAUGAUUGAUUCACUACUUGGAGCUACUGUUCAAUACUCUGGAUGGGACAUCAAGAAUAACAAGGUCACAAACAUCCAACCAAAGUCAAAGAAUAAUCUGAUUGCACAUCUUAGUGGAGCGGACAUAUUGGACAAUCAUCAAGUCAACUUCCUGUCAUGUCUAUCAAUGUCCAUCAUCAGUGGCUGCAUUGGAUAUUGUUUACUAUGA
This is a messenger RNA of Acytostelium subglobosum LB1, 912 nucleotides long. RefSeq lists its product as hypothetical. Bases 1 to 912 code for a protein of 303 amino acids. The record is from RefSeq and is a predicted model, not a curated record. The transcript has 3 exons. NCBI's taxonomy places the organism in Eukaryota, Evosea, Eumycetozoa, Acytosteliales, Acytosteliaceae. Gene Ontology annotation, cellular component: membrane.